This is a messenger RNA of Meriones unguiculatus (Mongolian gerbil), 1585 nucleotides long. RefSeq names its product CD59 molecule (CD59 blood group) (gene Cd59). The record is from RefSeq and is a predicted model, not a curated record. The coding region runs from base 626 to 1027 and encodes 133 amino acids. NCBI's taxonomy places the organism in Eukaryota, Metazoa, Chordata, Mammalia, Rodentia, Muridae. The transcript has 4 exons.
AACCUGAGAGCAGGAGCAAGUCACCGCUGCACGGGCCUGAAAAGAGCCACGAUGGGCCAAGAGAGAGCUCUGGGCAUUAGCAAACACGGGCACAAAAAAACAUUUUGGAGAGUAAUUUUUUAAAAAAGGAAAAUCAGAAGUCUUUUAGGGUUCCGUAGUUUGUGUUAAGGAAUCAGAGGGAAACGCACGUGUUUUCUGUUCCCUGGGUUUUGAUAGUCUAGUCCUCGUUGCCAAGGUCUCUCUGCCUGCAGCAAAGGCUGUGACUCAGAAUGGAGGCUGGGAGGGGUGUGGCCACCUGUUUUGGGGAGUGGCCAGCGGAGUCUUAGCUGUCCGGAGGACGGGGCUGAACCCAAGCACACUGGCGCUCCCGAUGCAGCCGCCUCCGCGGCCUUCUUUAUUCCAGUGACGGACAACCUGUCACGGGCCGCUGCCAAAUGCCGGCGCUCUGUUUCCUACUCAAGCGUCGCGGGGCUCGGCAUUCCCUCAGCUCCUGACUCCGCAGAAGCCCCAGCCUCCCAGAGAAGGACAUCUCAUGGGAGCGGAGGAGUAACCUCAGCCUCGCUGCGUCUUUCCUCGCCGAGCUCCAAAUUUAGAACCGCUCUAGCAGAUUUGGUGGACAGGCACAAUGGGCGCUCAGAGGCAACUCAUCCCACUCCUGCUUCUUCUGGCUGUUCUCUGUUCCACAGGUGUUAGCCUCAGGUGCUACAGCUGUAUAGAUCCAGUCUCUUCAUGCAAAAUGAAUACCACUUGUUCAAUUAAUAUGGAUUCCUGUCUUAUCGCUGUAACUGGAAGGCAGCACUACCAUCAGUGUUGGCGACUUCGUGAUUGUAAUACCAAGUUUCUUCUCGACCGAUUUCAACUGUCAAAUGUACGAUACAGAUGCUGCCAGGUGGACCUGUGUAACAAAAAACUUGAAGAAGAACAAGAGGAAGAAGACAAGCAAAAAGCUGAGGCAACAUCUUUAUCUGGGAAGACAGCAUUGCUGGGGACCUUGGUUCUGGAGGCCAUGAUUCUAAGUCAGCUCUAAGCUCCAGAGUGCCUCCUUUCUGUAUCUUUUUUGCUGAUGCUGCAGCACUCUAUGGACUUUAUUAUUUUCCAGCUGUGUCCUUUCAGAAAAGAAUAAAGUUCACCUGAACACUGGAUAAGAGGAAAGGAUCUAGGCAGUGCGGAAGGCCACCCUGCUCACAGGGAAGGCACACUUGAAAUUUGAGGGUGAGGUACAUAAAUACAGCACCAUAGGUUAUAUAAUCUUCCUUUGCCCUUGGAGGAUUGGCUUUCCAUUUCAGCUUAAGCGAGUUUCCGACAACCCUCAGUGCUAGCUCUCUGGUUCCUGGAAUGUAACUGAGUAGUGAUAUCAGUACUUUCAGGAAUAUGUGGGCCAGGGGUAUUCUUGUCAUCAUCCUUUCACACUCAUAAAAUGCCUUCAUAAUUUUCACAGAUCCUGAGUUGGUGUGUGGAUAUUCCAUGGGCUUUGCCAGCUUUUGUUGGAAAAAUAUAAUUGCCUCUAAUUUUUUUUCUCAGAAAAGCAGAUUACCUUGACCUUGUUCCACAUAAUGAAAUAAUAAACACUCGGUGAUAUAUGGCA